AUGGAGACAUUUCGGCUAAUAUUUCAAAUCAAAGUUCAAGACCGCGAACAAGACGUAAACCUCGUGUCCUAUUUUCUCGGGUUUCAAAACCGGAGAUAUAAAUGCAAACGACAGAGAGUGGAGAAAGAGGAACACAUUUCUAUGAAUACAAUGAGAAGUAAAGAAGAGUCGAUAGCAAUGAGUCAAUUCCCCCGACGGUUAUCAGUGCCAGUGCUGGUGAGAGACGGCCGGUCGGCCAACAAACCUCCUCUUCAUUGUUCACACUAUUCUCAUGCCAACAAUUUUGGACAAAACAAUCCGAUGCAUGACUUUAAUUAUGAAUUCUUUUGGUAA
Messenger RNA from Medioppia subpectinata, 333 nucleotides. The record is from the annotation of a GenBank genome assembly. Lineage: Eukaryota; Metazoa; Arthropoda; Arachnida; Sarcoptiformes; Oppiidae.